CACAGUGUUAAUCUCUAACACACACACCCCCCAUUUGAGAAAUAAAUUCUCCUUCACACUAACCCCACCAUUUUCCCCAAUUUCUCAAUCCCUCCAAAAUCAAAAUCAAAAUUAGGGUUAGGGUUUUAUUUCAUUUCAUUAAAAAAUUCACAAAUCAUGGCUUCUGAAGAAACUAAUCUAGCCCUAUCACACCAUCACCUACCAGGUUUCCGGACCACCCAUCGACCCGGGUCUAUACCCGGACCCGAUCAACCUGCUGCUGUCUCUACUAGCAAUAAAGCCACCCGUGAGUUGACCGGAUUCAUUGAUCACCAACACAGUUUUUUCCGACCCGAAAGUACAAAUGAGUUCCGGCAGAGUACGUAUUACCCGCCCGGUCUGGCUCGACAGGCUUGGAAUGGAAAGGAUUCGGGCUCCGGUUCGGGUGAUGGAUCAGAUGAAAAUGAUGAGAAUAAUAAUAAUGUUAGUAGUAAUACCAGUGGGCAUAGUAGUGAAAAAGAUGGAAAUGUGAAUUUGAAUCAUAUUUCUUCUUUUGGUUCUACCAGGGAAGUAGCAAAGGUAGGAAGUGAACCUUCAGGAAAUGUUUUAAAUGAUGCAAGACCGAGUUUAAGCGAGUAUCAUGAGCAUAACGCAAGUCAUUACCAGAAUGCUCUUGCACUUGUGGACGGUAAUGGUGAAGUACACUAUUCACAGUAUCCUCAUGGUGUUGAAGGUUCAGGAGAAGGGCUUAAAAAUAGGGAGGCUGAAAAGGGUUGUGGGUUUAGUAGAAGAAAGGAUGUUUUUUAUUCAGGUGAAUCCGGGGAAUCACUGAGAACAAUACUAUCAGAUCCUAUAACAGGGGUACUUAUGGAUGAUGCUAUGAUAUUGCCUUGUGGCCAUUCAUUCAGUAGUGGUGGAAUGCAGCAUGUUAUGAAGAUGAAGGCAUGUUACACUUGUUCGCACCCUGUAGCAGAAGGUUUGGUUGCUUCAAAUCUAUCUCUGCAAUUGGCUGUUUCGGCAUUUCGCAGGGAGGAAGAGUUUCGAAUUCACCAUGCAUCCAAAAGAAGAAGAGAGAGAUUAGACCAGGACAGGAGUAAUUACAGUGAUUCCAUGUUCAUGGACACACCAAGAGGGAAAAGUUUUCAAUUUCCGUUAUCAGAGGGUGACCGUGUUAUUAUCAAGGGGAACAAGAGGACACCAGAGCGUUUUGUUGGUUGCGAGGCUGUUGUCACAACCCAGUGUUUAAAUGGAUGGUACGUUGUGAAGACCCUGGAUAAUGCAGAGAGCAUUAAAGUGCAAUAUCGCUCAUUAGCCAAGGUUUCCGACCAUUCAUCAUCACAACCAACCUCAAGUAAGAUGACACCAAAUUGGCUCUAGUGAUGCAUUGAACCCCACUCUCCCCAUCUGUAACCGUGGGGACAGUUACAUGUGGUGUCGAUAAUGUAUCACGAAGUGUAUAUGUGUAUAUAAUCUUAGAAGUUGAUUGGGUAGCAAGUUUUGCAGAUGUACAAAAAGCUAUAUCUAUAAAAUGUGCACGGAAGCAUAAUGUACAUGUAUUGUAAAUGUAAUUGUAGAAUUUUUUUCAAGUAUAUAUACGAAGCAUAAUGCACAUUAUUUAUUGAGCAA
Molecule: messenger RNA, 1605 nt
Organism: Erigeron canadensis
Lineage: Eukaryota; Viridiplantae; Streptophyta; Magnoliopsida; Asterales; Asteraceae
Product: U-box domain-containing protein 62-like
Exons: 8
Coding region: 157-1356 (399 amino acids)
Source: RefSeq, a predicted model, not a curated record